AUGAUGUCAAAGGAAGCAUUGAAAAAGGGCUUCUCUCUACCAGCGGGCAUAUGCUUUUUGGAGGGUCCUUCGCAAUUUGUACCUGCGGUGCUCGGUGCUCGGUGCUCUGGCUGGCCGUUUCUUUACCUGUGUUGCCUACUUUCCCCUGUCAUCACUUCCAUCACUGCUGAGUGUAAGGAACCCUGGUCGCGUUGCUGGUGUCAACCCUGCCGGCGCAAUGUGAGUGAGGUAUGUUUCGAUGAGCGUGGAAUUGGUGACGGGAACCUGGACGCUGUGGUCAGCAUCACCGUGGCUCUGAUCCUGAUCUGUCCACAUCCAGCAAUUUUCUGCGCUGUCCCACAAGUUUCCGUCCAACAAGAGACUGCUUACCGUUGUUGUUACUUCUUGGAAACCUGUAACUGGACUCUCAGAUGUCCUUCUCACAAGAUUCAGGACCAGGAAUACUUCAUAUAUGUCGCAAUUGUUGGCAUCAUAUUCCUGCGUGCCGGGUUCCCUCAUUCGGCGGCACUCAAAGUACCUUUUGACUGCCAGGCCGCAAGAUGUGGACAUGGCGGAAUCCAUGUGUGGCGGCACGGGCCAGUUGAUCCAGGUAUGGACCACGACACAUGGCGCUGGCAAGACAGUUCACCAUACAUUGGUGCGCGAUCAUGGUGA
Messenger RNA from Pochonia chlamydosporia 170, 654 nucleotides. RefSeq lists its product as hypothetical. The coding region runs from base 1 to 654 and encodes 217 amino acids. The record is from RefSeq and is a predicted model, not a curated record. The transcript is spliced from 2 exons. Lineage: Eukaryota; Fungi; Ascomycota; Sordariomycetes; Hypocreales; Clavicipitaceae.